Molecule: messenger RNA, 3069 nt
Organism: Ochotona princeps (American pika)
Lineage: Eukaryota; Metazoa; Chordata; Mammalia; Lagomorpha; Ochotonidae
Gene: GABRB3
Product: gamma-aminobutyric acid type A receptor subunit beta3
Exons: 9
Coding region: 165-1580 (471 amino acids)
Biological process (GO): monoatomic ion transmembrane transport; chemical synaptic transmission; signal transduction
Cellular component (GO): neuron projection; synapse; GABA-A receptor complex
Molecular function (GO): neurotransmitter receptor activity; GABA-A receptor activity; extracellular ligand-gated monoatomic ion channel activity
Source: RefSeq, a predicted model, not a curated record
CCUCCUCCUCCUCCUCCUCCUCUUCGCCUCCCCCUCCCCCUCCGCCCUCCUCCGCUCGGGGCCAGCGCGGCGGCGGCGGCGGCGGCAGCAGCAGGAGCAGCCCCGGCUGCGGGUCGCGACGGCGGCGGGGCUCCCCCUCCCCCGUGCCGGGGCGCGGCGGAGGGAUGUGGGGCUUUGCAGGAGGAAGGCUUUUCGGCUUCUUCUCGGCCCCGGUGCUGGUGGCAGUGGUGUGCUGCGCCCAGAGCGUGAACGAUCCCGGAAACAUGUCCUUUGUGAAGGAGACGGUGGACAAGCUGUUGAAAGGCUACGACAUCCGCCUGAGACCCGACUUCGGGGGUCCCCCGGUCUGUGUGGGGAUGAACAUCGACAUCGCCAGCAUCGACAUGGUUUCCGAAGUCAACAUGGAUUAUACCUUAACCAUGUACUUUCAACAAUAUUGGAGAGAUAAAAGGCUUGCCUAUUCUGGGAUCCCUCUCAACCUCACUCUUGACAAUCGAGUGGCCGACCAGCUGUGGGUGCCUGACACCUAUUUCUUAAAUGACAAAAAGUCGUUUGUGCAUGGAGUGACAGUGAAAAACCGCAUGAUCCGCCUUCACCCUGAUGGAACGGUGCUGUAUGGGCUCAGAAUUACCACCACAGCAGCCUGCAUGAUGGACCUCAGAAGAUAUCCGCUGGAUGAACAGAACUGCACUUUGGAGAUUGAAAGCUAUGGUUACACCACAGAUGACAUUGAAUUUUACUGGCGUGGUGGGGACAAGGCUGUCACUGGCGUGGAAAGGAUUGAACUCCCACAGUUCUCCAUUGUGGAGCACCGUCUGGUCUCACGGAAUGUCGUCUUCGCCACAGGUGCCUAUCCACGACUCUCACUGAGUUUUCGGUUGAAGAGGAAUAUUGGAUAUUUCAUUCUUCAGACUUACAUGCCCUCUAUACUGAUUACGAUUCUCUCGUGGGUAUCCUUCUGGAUCAAUUAUGAUGCAUCUGCUGCUAGAGUUGCCCUCGGGAUCACGACUGUAUUGACAAUGACAACCAUCAACACGCACCUGCGGGAGACUUUGCCCAAAAUCCCCUACGUCAAAGCCAUUGACAUGUACCUUAUGGGCUGCUUUGUCUUUGUGUUCCUUGCCCUGCUGGAGUAUGCCUUCGUCAACUACAUUUUCUUUGGAAGAGGCCCUCAAAGGCAGAAGAAGCUUGCAGAAAAGACAGCCAAGGCAAAGAAUGACCGUUCCAAGAGUGAAAGCAACAGGGUGGAUGCUCAUGGAAAUAUUCUGUUAACAUCAUUGGAGGUUCACAACGAAAUUACCGAAGUUGCAGGCAGUGAUACCAGGAAUUCAGCAAUAUCCUUUGACAACUCAGGAAUCCAGUACAGGAAACAGAGCAUGCCUAGGGAAGGGCAUGGGCGAUACAUGGGGGACAGAAGCAUCCCACACAAGAAGACCCAUCUACGGAGGAGGUCUUCGCAGCUCAAAAUUAAAAUCCCUGAUCUAACCGAUGUGAAUGCCAUAGACAGAUGGUCCAGGAUCGUAUUUCCGUUCACUUUUUCUCUUUUCAACUUAGUUUACUGGCUGUACUAUGUUAACUGAGUGACUGUACUUGAUUUUUGAAAGACUUCCUUUAACACUGAGUGAAAUAUUACUCUGCCUGUCAAGUUUUUAUACCUGUACACACACAGACACACACACACACACACACACACACACACACAGACACACACAUAUAUACAUACGCAAUUGUAUAUAUAUGUGAACUUUCUCAGCAUAUAUAUAAAAUACACGUGUAUAUGAGGAUGUAUGUGUAUGUGUUCAUACACAGAGGUGUAAGCUCCUAUGUGUAUGUACAUAUGCAUACAUAAAUACAUUUGCAGCUAUGGACAAUUUAACACAGGAUGCAUACUAAAGAAAGUCAUAGUUUUUUUUUUCUUAAUUGAAAGGGACAAGUAUCUAAAUAUUAUGCCUUGAGAAUGAGGACAUAAAACACAGUAUCAUCCCAAAAUGUGUCUUUUAUUAUCAUGUUAGACAUUUUAGUUCAAAAAUCAGAAAGAACUUCUUAGUUCAUCUUUUUGACUCUCAUGCAGUGGUAUUGCUAGUUUAAAAUGAGUCAUACAGUUCAUAUUCUUUCUUUCAGUUUACUAAACAAAGACUUUUUGGCUUUUCUGACGAUUGGGUUUGUUUUUCAUUAUGUGUACUUUUUCUGUACUGGUGUAGCCAAUGAGGUGAGUCGCAGCCUGUGCGCUCCCCUGUUCUCUUAAACAUAGAUACAUCCCACGUUGCUGUCUGAGAGUCUAGUUUUUGAAAACCCAUCAGGAGUGAAUGGCAACUCACUGUAAGUACUAUAAUAUACAGAAUUUGUAUGUCUCUCCUUCGCCUGGAGUGGAUCCAGCUUAGCAUCACGUGGGAACACAGUGGCACGUUUUGGCAGUCACAUUUCCGUCACUGAAAAUGUGCACUCUGUCGCUUAUGGAUCUUUAGGCCUGACAACUUACAGAAAGCAUAGACGUCUCAGGUUAUUUGUUACUCUAAGGAAAAAACCAUCUAGGGCAACCCCCACUCCCUUCCCCCGCAGUUAUGUUGUCAACCAUUCUUACAACAUUGUAUGUUAAUAUAAGAUAUAUUUGCAUAAUAUGCAUACAUCUGUAUAUUUACCAAGAUUUUGUUUCUUAUGCUUGCUCUCAUGGCAGCAUGCGAUGUCAUAUUUUUCUUUAUGUGAUGUAAUUACUUUCUGUUAGCUAGAAAUUAAGACUGAAGCUAAAACACUUCUGAUGUUCAUGUUUGAAAACUAAGAUAUUCCACAUGCCUUUAUUUCUGUAUCUGACAUAUUUCAUAAGCACAUCCAAUGACUCCUAGGCUGCCUAGGAUUCUGCAGGAACACGACCAGUACACAUCACGUAUCACCCAACAAUCCUUGACCGUUCUCGGAUGUAAAGAAGGCAACCUGACAACAAACACGGUUCCUUCUGAGCCACAGCCUCAUCAGUAUUUGGACUUUUUAAAGCUCGUAGAAACAAGACAAGGUGCACCGGUUUCAUAGUCGCAACCUUAACUUACUAUUUAGAUGAGAUCUUUCUAAAGAAAA